GCUAAAUGAGCGUGCAUGUCCAGCAGAUUCUUUCUCUCUCGCUCUGAGAUGGGUUCUCUCAGCAGAGCACUCAUUAUCUGUCUAGCGGUUGCGGCCACGGCCGUGGAGUUUACAGUAGCAGAAGUGGUGGUCUCAGGAGUCGUGUUCUGCGACAGAUGCAAGGAUGGUAGGAUGGGCUUCUCCGAUUACCCUCAUUCUGGGGUGAAGGUAGCACUGGCUUGUGCCGGCGAGGACGGGCAGGUGAGCGUGUUGAAGGAGAGCAGCACCAACCGACUGGGGCACUACUGGAUGAGUUUGCCAGGCAACCCUGACAUGAGACGCUGCUGGGCCCAGGUGGUGAAGAUGCCCCACGGCUCCCGCUGCGGUGGGUCGGCCAGCUCCGCCACCCGAUUGAAUCUCAACUUCAGGCUGUUCAACUUGGAUAUGUACACGGCCGGCCCAUUGCUCACGCAGCCGACCAAGGCCAUGGCCUUCUGCCGCGUUUCUGCCUCCCAAACCCCGUCUCCCACUGCAUCCCCUACUCCUCCGGCGAUUGCCUUGCCGCCAACGCCUUUCAGCCAGCAAUCAGCAUGCACCUACCAGAACUGGACAAUGCCUGAAAACAAGUGCAACUGGAGGGUGGUUCGACCGGACACGAAGGUGGCGAUGGCAUUUGGUUUGCCGGCGGCCUGGAAGUAUGGGACAGACUUGACCCUAUGGGAGGCCCUUCACGGGAGGGGGGAUGUUUACAAGACCCUUCUCAGAGAAGGGACGGCUGCCCUUCUCAACUCUUUCGGCAACGCCCAGUUCGAGUAUAAUACUCUCACCGUGCUGGGGCGCAUGACUUGGGCGCUGGAAGGCCCAGAGAAGGAGGCUCUCAUGCAGGCCCUGAGGUUCAGGAGAGCGAACUCUGGCCCCGGCAAUGUCACAAACUGUCACUUGCCUACUUGUAGCAGCUGAUCAGGGUGUUCAAGAUGCAUAUGCAAAGGAGGAGACCUUGGGAUCUUCUUUUCUUUGAUCAUGUCAAGUUCUAGGCUUGAACUCGUGAGGUUCUAGUAUUAAGCCGUCAUGGAUUCUAGAGGGCGAGGUUCAAAAUAAAGUUGGUAUCAGCUAUGUCUGCUAUUAUGGAUCUGGAUGUGCAUAUCAUGAGGUUCAAAAGACAUUUCCUUUCACAGGCUUUCAAUGUGUGAAGUACUUCGAACACUAAUAAAGAAAUAAUAUGGGACUC
Molecule: messenger RNA, 1207 nt
Organism: Nymphaea colorata (pocket water lily)
Lineage: Eukaryota; Viridiplantae; Streptophyta; Magnoliopsida; Nymphaeales; Nymphaeaceae
Exons: 3
Coding region: 16-939 (307 amino acids)
Source: RefSeq, a predicted model, not a curated record